Molecule: messenger RNA, 2315 nt
Organism: Solenopsis invicta (red fire ant)
Lineage: Eukaryota; Metazoa; Arthropoda; Insecta; Hymenoptera; Formicidae
Gene: ArgRS-m
Product: probable arginine--tRNA ligase, mitochondrial
Exons: 5
Coding region: 1-1695 (564 amino acids)
Biological process (GO): arginyl-tRNA aminoacylation; mitochondrial translation
Cellular component (GO): mitochondrion
Molecular function (GO): ATP binding; arginine-tRNA ligase activity
Source: RefSeq, a predicted model, not a curated record
AUGAGUAAUAUGAAAAGUGCAAUUUUAAAAAAGAUUACAGAAUCUUUACAAAAUGUUGAUAAUGCGAACGUAUUCAGCAUUGCAUCUUAUUUGCAAUUAAAAACACAAAAAACAGAAGGAAACUAUUCUUUUCUGCUUCCAUUGAAAACUAAACAAUACAACAUACAGAACAAAAUACAAAAUAUUACAAAUAAUGAUCCAACCAGUGUUUUUGAUAAUAUUCAUAUAGAAAGCAAUGCAAUCUCUUUCAAUAUUUCCAGAGACAGAUGUGUUAAAGAAAUUUUGGAAUGUAACUGUUCAACAGUAUCAGCUCCAACUUUCAUGAAUAAUGGAAAAAAUAUAGUAGUGGAGUUUAGUUCACCAAAUAUUGCAAAACCUUUUCAUGUAGGACAUUUAAGAUCUACAAUAAUAGGAAAUUAUGUUGCUAAUAUCAACAGUUUUGUAAAAAAUAAGGUGAAGAAAAUCAAUUAUUUGGGUGAUUGGGGUACACAAUAUGGUUUAGUUCAAUUGGGAUUUGAUAUGGCGAAUAUUGGUGAGGAUGAAAUGAGAAGAAGUCCCAUAAAAGCCUUAUAUACUGCAUAUGUUACUGCCAAUAAACUGGCAGAAACUGAUUCCUCGAUAUUGGAUCGUGCGAGAAAAAUAUUUAAUGAUUUAGAAAAUGGUACUGUAGUUACACAUGAGCAAUGGAAAAUGUUUAAACAGUAUACUGUUGAGGAAUUAAAAACAGUUUAUAACAGAAUUGGUAUUACAUUUGACGAAUAUCAUUGGGAAUCUAUGUAUAGUGCUAAAAAUAUAGAGGAAAUAGUUACAUUGAUGGAGAAAAUGCAAUUAUUAACAAGGGAUGAGCAGGAUAGAAAAGUUGUGAGUCUAGGCAAUGAGAAAAAUAUUCCCAUAAUCAAGAGUGAUGGCUCCACUUUAUACAUAGCUAGAGACAUUGCCGCGGCUAUUGAUAGAUUCGAAAAUAAUUAUUUUGACUGUAUGUAUUAUGUGGUGGAUAAUACACAGGCAAAUCAUUUCUUAAAUUUGCUAGAAAUAUUAAAACGAAUGCAAAUGCCAUGGGCUGAAAGAUUAAAACACGUAAAAUUUGGUAGAUUGCAAGGUAUGCGUACAAGAAGGGGAAAUGCCGUGUUUUUAGAGGAUAUCUUGGACACUGCCAGAGAUAUUGUGAAGCAGAAACAAAUUGAUUCGCCUACUACUAAAGUUUGUCUGGAUUCAAAUGAUAAGAGCUCAGAUAUAUUAGGCAUUUCUGCAAUGAUAGUUAAUGACUUGAAGAGAAAACGACAACGAGAUUAUACGUUCGAUUGGAACGCAGCAUUUGAUUUGAAAGGAGACACUGGCGUAAAGUUGCAAUAUACACAUUGUCGACUCAUUAGCUUAGAGCGCAAUUGCGGUGCUAUCUUAAUUUCGGAAUGUGAGCCAAGUCUAUUGCAAGAAGAAAUCGUUGACGACUUAGUCAUAUUAAUUGCUAAGUUUGAAGAAGUAGUACUAAGAUCAUAUGAAGAAAUAGAACCCUGUAUAUUAACGACGUAUCUUUUCAAUUUGAGUAAUACAAUUAAUAAAGCUUUCAAAUUAUUGAAAGUAAAGGAUGAAGUGGCUGAUGUUGCUAAACAAAGAUUGCUACUCUUUCAUGUUGCUAGAAACGUUCUUGCACAGGGUAUGAAAUUACUUGGUCUAAUACCUCUGGAGGAGAUGUAAAAAGAAGUAAUUGGACCUAAAAAGAAAACUCUAGCAUAUUGACCAAUCUUGGUGAAUCUUUAAUUAGAAAAAAAACUGUAUAUCUACUUUUCUUAUUCAAUAUCAAAUGGCUAGUUAAAUUUUUAUGAACAAAGUUUAUUGUACGAGAUAUUUUUCUCUAGCGUCGUUUCAUAUAAUUUUAGUGUAUACAAUGUAAAAAUUAUAUGAUAAUAAGCAGAAUUAACGUUUGUUCCAAGCAAACUUUCUUCUGGCACCUUCUUGACCAAACUUCUUUCUUUCGCGUCUUCUCCAGUCCCUGGUUAGAAGUCCAGCUAUUUAAAAAUAACAGUAAUUUUUUAUUAUCCGUAUAUUUAAUUAGUGUUAAUUCUAUUGCAAUCGUAAACAAAUAUCGAAAUAUUUACGACUAUAAUUUGCCAAAUCAAUUGUUUCUUACCAACUCGCAUUCUCUCAAUCGUUGGUUUGUCAACAAAGCUGCGUAAGCCCCAUGCAAUACCCCAACGUAUAGCACCCGACUGACCAGUAGGCCCCCCACCAUUAAUUGUGGCUUCGAUAUCUACUUUGUCAGUCAUGUUUGUAAAAAGCAAUGGAAAUAUAAUCUGUAACAGUAAAAUAUACGAGAA